Messenger RNA from Parus major (Great Tit), 1093 nucleotides. It is a transcript of the gene SKA2, whose product is annotated as spindle and kinetochore associated complex subunit 2. Gene Ontology annotation, biological process: mitotic cell cycle; cell division; chromosome segregation. Gene Ontology annotation, cellular component: spindle microtubule; outer kinetochore. The transcript has 7 exons. Lineage: Eukaryota; Metazoa; Chordata; Aves; Passeriformes; Paridae. Gene Ontology annotation, molecular function: microtubule binding. The record is from RefSeq and is a predicted model, not a curated record. The coding region runs from base 77 to 763 and encodes 228 amino acids.
CCGCCGACUCUCCCGUGCCGCGGCGCGGGGGGUGGGGAUCUCCCCGCCGCCGCCUGAGGAAUGUCAACUAUUCAACAUGGAGACGGCGGUUACCAGGCUCGAGACCCUGUUCCAGAAAGCAGAAUCUGAUCUGGAUUAUAUUCAGCGAAAAGUGGAGUUUGACAUAAUGAAAAGUCUUCCUGAUGAUACAGCAGCAGAGGAGAAUCCAGCUGCUCUCCUGAAAGAGCUGCCAGUGCUGAAAUCCCGUUACAAAUCCCUGUGUGCACAGAUGGAAGAAAUUUCCAUGGAGCAGAAGGAAUCCAUGGAGAGCAUCCGUGCUGCCCUGGAGAAAACAAUGAAGAUAGUUCAGGCACUACAGCAACACACCGAGCUGGAGCGCUUACCUCUGUCAGAAGAAGAACUGGCUGCAGCCCAGCGGUUGAACUUGCAAAUCGGGAAAGAAAUGGAAUUUUCAGUGGAAAAGCCAUCCUGCCCAGGAUCUACAGUCUCUGGCUCAGCUGAAGAGCCCCAUUUCACACCAUUGACUGAAAAAGCAUUUAUGAGUGUGCCCAGGAGCAUCAGAAGCACUGUGAAAUUAGCAGACUUGAACUAUUUGUACAAGGAGUUAUUUAACCACUUCAUUGUACAGAACAACAGAGCAGCACUGAGUAUUUCACAGAUGAACAAGAUGAAUAUGAAAGCCACUGACUCAAGAAUUCAGAUCCUGAAAGAACUCGGGAUCGUGGAAAUCAACAAACAAGGAAAUGUUAAAUUAGCUGUGUAAUGAAAGCUCAUCUGACACAGAAGCAUCUUUGUCACAGCUCCUGGGUUAUUAAGGAACAGGAGUUCCAAGUCCACUAUAGGGAAGUUGUUCAUAUUUCUGCAUAAACAUUCUGUUGAUAAUACAUGAAAUUGGAGAGUUCAAAAACACUGAGGUUGGAACUUUACCUUGGAUGUUCUAAGGAUUAUGGGGUUUUUUUAAGGAAUGUUGUGUGCCAUGUAACACUUCCAUUUCCUUGCUGCAUUCCUGAGGGGGUUUUAAAGGCAAAUAAUCCAAGCCUCUUAAUUGUACUUGCAUUCCUGAAUAAAGAUUUAUUCUACUUUUGUUACUGUG